Molecule: messenger RNA, 2045 nt
Organism: Chelmon rostratus (copperband butterflyfish)
Lineage: Eukaryota; Metazoa; Chordata; Actinopteri; Chaetodontiformes; Chaetodontidae
Gene: c12h5orf22
Product: chromosome 12 C5orf22 homolog
Exons: 10
Coding region: 84-1469 (461 amino acids)
Source: RefSeq, a predicted model, not a curated record
UAGGUGUAGAUUCUGAACUCGCUCUGACGGAACGUGAUUGAAAUGUUUGUGUUCGGAGUCGGAGGUGUGAGGACGUGACAUUAAUGAGCCGUUACCUUCACGGACUGAAUAAACAAACGUUAUCCUCUGUUACAAUGACUUCUGUUCCCAUGAAGAGGUUGUACAAGGAGCUGCCAGUGUGGAUAGUAGAGGACCACCAUGAUGUGGUGUGUCAUAUUUAUCGUGCCAUUGCGUCAAGACACCUCCCACUGAAGAACAUAAAGAUGGUUCAUUUAGACUCCCAUCCCGAUCUGCUCAUCCCUGUCAACAUGUCUGCUGACACUGUCUUUGAUAAGGAGAAACUCUUCAGUGAGUUGAGCAUAGAAAACUGGAUCAUGCCCAUGGUGUAUGCUGGCCAUGUGUCCUGUGUGGCUUGGCUGCAUCCAUACUGGGCCCAGCAGAUCAGAGAGGGAGAGCACCGGAUGGCUGUAGGAAGAGACUCGUGCACCACCACCAUCAGGGUGACCAGUACAGACAACUACUUCCUCAGUGAUGGCUUGUAUGUGUCUGAAGAGCAGCUGGAGAACUCGAAACCUCUCACACUGAGUGUGAUCAAAGUCAAUCCUGUCAAAGCAAGUCUCGGGCCAUCUUCAGAAAAGAAAACAGAAGCAGACACAGAGCGAUGCUUUGCCAAGAGACCCCGUACAGACGACGGUAUCGCUGGGGAAGCCAGCUGCUCUGAGCCCCUCUCAAGAUGGACUGACACAUGGCAACCAGCAGAGGGCAGCAAUGGGCCAAGCUGGGGGGCUGAUGAUGAAGGCUCGACCAGUUAUGUUGUUAAGAGAAUAUCUGCAUUUGUAAGUGAGACAGAGCCAUACAUCUUGGACAUUGAUUUGGAUUUCUUCUCAUGUAAGAAUCCCUUCAAGGAGUUAUACACACAGGAGGAGUACAACAUACUUAAGGAGCUGUACAACUUCAGAGGACCCGGACCUGAUGCUGAUGAGGAGGAGCUCGAUGCGUGUGUGGACCGUCGUGUACAUCAGUUAGAAGACCUGGAAGCAGCAUUCGCUGAUCUGCUGGAGGAUGAUGGAGAAGAGACGGUUACACGCUGGUCCAGCAAUCCUGGCAUGGCUUCAUUAACCCAACUGGUUUCCAGUCUGAAGUCGAGAAACCUGUGCCCUGACUAUGAAAUGGUGCAUCAGGCAGGAUUAACCUGUGACUCUGUUGAGCUGCCUCACCACAUCAGCACUGAUGAGGAGAUCGACAGACUCAUCUCAGCUGUGAAGCUGCUUCUGAAGGCGCUGCCCAAACCUACGCUGGUUACAAUGUCCAGGUCCAGUCUGGACGAGUACUGCCCGGUUGAGCAGGUGGAUUCGGUCCAGAGCAGAGUACUGGGUGUACUGGAGAGCCUGUAUGGGUCGCUGGACUUGCACAAAGACUAUGACAACAGCAGCACAGGGACUCAGGACAGCCAGCCUCAGGCCUCCUAACAAACAAACUCUACACCUGUCACUUCUGGAUCUAGUCAGAUGCUGUCACUGUAAAUCUCUCAGUAAACCUCAGUCUCACAGCAAACAGCUGGAACAUGUUUUGAGGCAGUUGGACGUGUUUACUGUAUGUAAUGUGUUGACAUUAGAAGUUUUGCGUAGUUUUUGUAGCAGACAUUGACGCUGUUUACAUGCACAGAAGAAACCAGAACUGUGAGAAUACAGGUUCAAGUAUGGUCAGAUGAUGUAUCUAAUAACAAGUAUCUGAAACCCAGUUGAGGGAGUAUAUGUCCCCCGAGCUGUCACUUAACCUGAGAUGUAAUUGGGAGAAGUGAUGAGUUUAUUUAAACAGCACUCGUGUUUUUCCAUGUGUCCCUGCAGCCUUCUUUAAAUGUCUCUAAACUGACAACAGAUGGGUGAAGUGCUUCAGGCUGCGCUUCAUGUCGAACAGUUCCUCAUUCCACAGCUGUCUUCAAUAUCUCCGACCACAACUGGCGAUUGCAACACAGAGUAUCUGAGCUCGCUACAGCAAACUGAGGAUUUACCCUUUGCCCCUAAAUAAAGGUGGUAAUGUUGGUA